AUGCAGUACGUCCCCUUCGCCUCGGACAUCGAAAUCCCCUUCUAUGCCGCCUUGGCAUCGCACAAGAUCAACCAUGACAAACUCGACGACUCAGCGCGUAAGCUACUGGGCCUGUACGAGAUCCGCCCGGGCGAUGCAAAGGAGCAUUCCUGUCGGAUGCAGAUCCGGGCCAACGCCCUUACCAGCGACGAACUCCCCGCGGGCUGCUACCGUGCUGAGGGCAUGAUCAAGAACUUCAACACCAUCGAGGACUACCGCAACAGCGACAAACUUGCCAUGAUCCAGCAGGCCGGCCGGACCAUUUGGGACGCCAUCAACGACGGCACCAUCUACUCAUGCCCUUCGCUGCUCGUGUCGUUUCUUGCCUUGUCCUUCGCCGAUCUCAAGAAAUACAAGUUCUACUACUGGUACGCAUUUCCUGCCCUGGCCAUGGAUCCACCCUGGGCGCCGGUCGGCCAAACCUCCUCCCAAGCCGGGCUUCCCUACAAGAAGCUCAAUUCCAUCGAAAGCACCACCCUCGUAGACAGUGUCAUGACCUGGAAAUACGGCGUCGACCCCAGACAGCACGGCUUCUUCCUCGCCAAGAAGCUCCGUGCUACACCGCAAACGAAUCCGAUGGACGAAGAGUUCGGGCCGACGUCGCCACAGUCCCCGCUGACGCCGACAGCCGGCCUUUCAUUUCACUGGCAAGUCGCCGGCCUGGCAAGCUAUGAGAAUGGUUUCUUCAACGGCGCUGACCCGGAGGAUCGCUAUGUCUGCUUCGCCGACCCUUCCAACUACAGCGAACCUGGCGCCGUUGCACCCGGCUGGAUGCUGCGGAACUUGCUGGUCCUGGUUCGUCAACGGUGGAAACUCAGCAGAGUGCAGAUCCUGUGCUACCGCGAGACACAAAUGCGCAGGGACGCCGCGCGCAGCGUCAUCUUCGACAUGCAAGUGCCGCUGCCAAGUCAGCAACAAGACCAACCGGAAGGAGAGCAGGAGGAGCAGGGCUCGACUACGAAGAUGCCUAAGGUCGUGGGGUGGGAGCGCAACGGGGCCAACAAGCUGGCGGGCCGCAUGGCCAAUCUGACUGAAUACAUGGACCCGAAGAAGCUGGCGGACACGAGCGUCGACCUGAACUUGAAGUUGAUGAAAUGGCGCAUCAGCCCGAACUUGGACCUUGACCGGAUCAAAGAAACCCGAUGCCUGCUCCUCGGCGCCGGCACGCUGGGCAGCUAUGUCUCGCGCAACCUACUCGGCUGGGGCGUGCGCAACAUCACUUUUGUAGACAACGGGUCUGUGUCCUUCUCCAACCCGGUGCGCCAGCCGCUGUUCACGUUCGACGACUGUCUCGAGGGCGGCAAGAAGAAGGCCGUCGCCGCCGCCGAAGCCCUGCGCCAGAUCUAUCCGGGCGUCGAGGCCCAGGGCCACGUCCUGUCCGUGCCCAUGGCAGGCCAUCCCGUCACCGACGUGCAAAGGACCAAGGCAGAAUACGACCAACUCAAACAGCUUAUCAAUGAUCACGAUGUUAUCUUCUUGCUCAUGGACAGCCGGGAGUCCAGGUGGCUUCCUACGGUCAUGGGCAAGUCGGCCGGCAAAAUCGUCAUGAACGCCGCCUUGGGCUUCGACACGUACGUGGUCAUGAGACAUGGCGUCAAGCUACACCAGAAGGACGACGACAGCAACCCAAACUCGCAAGCUCGGCAUGAAUUGGGAUGCUAUUUCUGUAACGACGUCGUCGCGCCCGCCGACUCCAUGAAAGAUUUGACGCUCGACCAACAGUGCACCGUCACCCGGCCCGGCAUCGCCGCCAUCGCUUCCGCCUUGCUUGUCGAGCUUCUCGUGUCCGUCCUCCAACAUCCCGCUGGACCCAGGGCCCCGGCUGCUUCCUCGCCCUCAGCCGACCGCGGUGACCACCCGCUGGGCCUUGUCCCGCACCAGAUCCGCGGGUUCCUGUCAAAUUUCACCACCCUCAAUAUCGCCGGUCAGGCGUAUGAUUGUUGUAGCGCGUGUUCGGAAAAGGUGCUGGCUGCGUACGAAAGUGAUGGGUGGGAGUUUGUGCAAAAGGCGCUCAAUGACAAGGACUAUGUCGAGGAGCUGAGCGGGCUGAAAGAGGUGCAGCGCUCGGCCGACGCGGCUGCAGCCGAUAUAGAAUUCAGCGAGGACGACACGGUUGAGGACGACGAGGGCGAGUUGCUUUGA
Molecule: messenger RNA, 2181 nt
Organism: Capronia epimyces CBS 606.96
Lineage: Eukaryota; Fungi; Ascomycota; Eurotiomycetes; Chaetothyriales; Herpotrichiellaceae
Product: autophagy-like protein 7
Exons: 1
Coding region: 1-2181 (726 amino acids)
Biological process (GO): autophagy of mitochondrion; C-terminal protein lipidation; protein modification by small protein conjugation
Cellular component (GO): phagophore assembly site; cytoplasm
Molecular function (GO): Atg8 activating enzyme activity; Atg12 activating enzyme activity
Source: RefSeq, a predicted model, not a curated record